AUGACAGCCUCAAGUAAUGAAUCUCGCAUUAACCUCACUCGCAUUGCGCAUGUCUUCUACACCCAUAGAGAAAUCGACAAAGCCCAUCACUUCCUACUGGAUUUCGGAUUCCGGGAAGUCAAGCGCGUGGGCAAUGAUAUCUAUUACCGUGGCACCAGUUCAGAGCCAUUUGUGUACUGUGCGCGACAAGGCGACCAAGAUGGGUUUGGAGGCGCAGCCUUUGUCGUGGAAUCCGAAUCUGAUCUUUUUGCUGCGACAAAGUUACCUGGGGCCACAGGCAUCUACGACUUAGGAAAUGCGCCAGGUGGUGGCCGCUGCGUCACUUUCCAUGACCCCAUCGACAAGUUUCCAUUUCAUCUUGUUUAUGGACAAGAGGCCCAUGCCGAUGAGAAGGUGCUUCCACAACUUGAUUACAAUUUUUUAUUCUCAUAUAUAUAUACAUAUAACUCACUCAUCGGAAACCUUCUGACCUUCCCAGCCAACAGACAAACACCGGCCAGGGAACAAAACACAACGAUUCAAAAAGGGCCCUGCACCCGUGCACAAAUUAGGUCAUUUCGGAAUGUGUGUCACCAAUUUUGCGCAGGCGUUUGA
This is a messenger RNA of Aspergillus oryzae RIB40, 594 nucleotides long. RefSeq lists its product as uncharacterized. The record is from RefSeq and is a predicted model, not a curated record. Lineage: Eukaryota; Fungi; Ascomycota; Eurotiomycetes; Eurotiales; Aspergillaceae.